CAGUGCCACAAACUUGAUGCGAACCCCAUAUGCUCUUUAUUUUCUUUUUUCUUUUUUCCUAUAAAAACCAAACAUAACCCUUCUGAGCUCACAUAUAACUAAAGCCAAUUAAAUAACUUUCAUUAGUAAUAACCACCUCUGCAAAAUUUAGAUUCUUUGUUUAGCAUCUGAAGCAAGGCAUCAUGUUUCAGAACAUAGUUGAUGCCAUUACUGGUGACAGCAAUGGUAACAAGAAGAUGAAAUGUGUUAGUGGUGACUGCAAAAAGAUCAAAGGUACUGUGGUGUUGAUGAAGAAGAAUGUUUUGGACUUUAAUGACUUCAAUGCCUCAUUUCUUGAUGGAAUUCAUGAGUUGGCUGGCCAUGGAGUUUCUCUGCAACUCAUUAGUUCUGUUAAUAGUGAGCCUGAGAAUGGUCUGCAAGGAAAAGUAGGAGAGCCUGCAUUGUUGGAGGAUUGGAUUACUACAUUCACUCCUGCAACACCGGGCGAUUCAGCAUUCAGAGUUACCUUUGAUUGGGAUGAUGAGAUUGGAAUUCCAGGAGCAUUUAUAAUAAGAAAUAAUCAUCACAGUGAAUUCUACCUGAAAACUCUCACCCUGGAAGAUGUUCCUGGCCAAGGCCGAAUCCAUUUCGUCUGCAACUCAUGGGUUUACCCUGCCAAACGUUACAAGAAAGAUCGCGUUUUCUUUACUAACAAGGCAUAUCUGCCACACGAGACACCAAUGCCGUUGCGCAAGUACCGGGAGGAAGAACUAGUGAGCCUGAGAGGAGAUGGAAAAGCUGAGCUCAAGGAAUGGGACCGUGUGUAUGACUAUGCCUGUUACAAUGAUUUGGCAGAUCCUGAUAAGGGUCCGAAGUAUGACCGCCCAGUUCUUGGAGGCUCUGAUGACUACCCUUAUCCUCGCAGGGGAAGAACAGGCCGAAAACCUUUAGAAUCAGAUCCCAAGUACGAAAGCAGGCUGUCCCUUCUCCUGAGCUUAAACAUAUAUGUCCCAAGAGAUGAAAGAUUUGGCCACUUGAAGAUGGCUGAUUUCCUUGCUUAUGCACUGAAAUCUAUUGCUCAAUUCAUCAAGCCUGAGCUAGAAGCUGUAUUUGACAAGACUCCGAAUGAGUUUGACUCCUUCGAUGAUGUACUAAAACUCUAUGAAGGAGGGCUUAAGCUGCCUGAAGGCCCCCUGUUAGAUAAUAUAAUAAAAAACAUUCCAUUGGAGAUGCUCAAGGAAAUUUUCCGAACUGAUGGGGAGCGACUUUUCAAAUUCCCAAUGCCUCAAGUAAUUAAAGAGAAUAAGACUGCUUGGAGGACAGAUGAAGAAUUUGGCAGAGAAAUGCUGGCUGGUGUAAAUCCUGUCCUCAUUUGUCGUCUUCAGGAGUUCCCUCCUAAAAGCAACCUAGACAGCAAACGUUAUGGUGAUCAAAACAGUUCAGUAACUGAAGAGCACAUAAAGCAUAACCUAGAUGGACUGACCAUACAAGAGGCCCUAGAGAACAACAAGCUGUACAUUUUAGAUCACCAUGAUACGGUGAUGCCAUACCUGAGGCAGAUAAAUGCUACAUCUACAAAGACAUAUGCAUCAAGGACAUUACUUUUUUUGAAAGAAGAUGGAACUUUGAAGCCAGUUGCCAUUGAAUUAAGCUUGCCUCAUCCUGAGGGAGAUGAAUUUGGAGCCAUUAACAAAGUAUGCACACCAGCUGAAGAUGGCAGUGUUGAAGGUUCCAUUUGGCAACUAGCCAAAGCUUAUGUGGCUGUAAUUGACUCUGGUGUUCACCAACUGAUCAGCCACUGGUUGCACACUCAUGCGGCAAUGGAGCCAUUUAUUAUAGCAACAAAUAGGCAUCUAAGUGUGCUUCAUCCGAUACACAAACUUCUGCACCCCCACUUCCGUGACACAAUGAACAUAAAUGCAGUUGCUAGACAAAUACUCAUUAAUGCCGGUGGAUUGCUCGAGUUUACUGUUUUUCCUGCAAAGUAUGCAAUGGAAAUGACAUCCAAAGCUUACAAAAACUGGAAUUUCACGGAGCAAGCACUUCCUGAAGAUCUAAAGAAAAGAGGAAUGGCAGUUGAGGAUCCAAACUGUCCACAUGGUGUCCGCUUACUGAUAAAAGAUUACCCUUUUGCUGUUGAUGGACUUGAGAUAUGGUCAGCAAUCAGAGAAUGGGUGAAAGAUUAUUGCUCCUUCUACUAUGAGACAGAUGACAUGGUUAAAAAGGAUCCUGAACUUCAGUCCUGGUGGAAGGAACUCAGGGAGGUAGGUCAUGGCGACAAGAAACACGAGCCCUGGUGGCCUAAGAUGCAGACAAGGGAAGAGCUGAUAGAAUCAUGCACCAUUAUCAUAUGGACAGCAUCUGCUCUUCAUGCUGCAAUCAACUUCGGCCAAUACCCGUACGGAGGCUACCUUCCUAAUCGUCCUAGCAUAAGCCGCAGGUUCAUGCCAGAAAAGGGAACCCCUGAAUAUGAGGAGCUCAAGACUAAUCCUGACAAAGCUUUCUUUAAAACUGUCACUGCCCAGCUGCAGACUGUUCUUGGCAUUUCCCUUAUUGAAAUCUUGUCAAGGCAUUCAUCAGACGAAGUGUAUCUUGGGCAGCGGGACACGCCCGAAUGGACAACCGACAGUAAACCACUAGAGGCCUUUAAAAAAUUUGGAAAGAAGCUGGAAAAAAUCGAGGACAGGAUUAUAGAGAUGAAUAAAGAUGUGGAACUGAAGAACCGUAUUGGUCCAGUUUUAGUGCCAUACACCUUGUUAGUUCCUAGCAGCGAUGUUGGACUUACUGGCAGGGGAAUUCCUAACAGUGUUUCGAUCUAAACUAAAACUAGUACUUUCACUUUGCAGAAUCUCAUCAUUUUCAAGUACCUAAUAUCUGUAAUUCAUAGUAGAUGUUACAAGGAACAAAUAGCUUGAGGUAAUAAAUUUCAUAAAUGAUGCAUACUUGGAUCUUCA
Ricinus communis (castor bean) is the source of this 2933-nucleotide messenger RNA. RefSeq names its product probable linoleate 9S-lipoxygenase 5. Bases 183 to 2798 code for a protein of 871 amino acids. NCBI's taxonomy places the organism in Eukaryota, Viridiplantae, Streptophyta, Magnoliopsida, Malpighiales, Euphorbiaceae. The record is from RefSeq and is a predicted model, not a curated record. Gene Ontology annotation, biological process: lipid oxidation. Gene Ontology annotation, molecular function: protein binding; metal ion binding; oxidoreductase activity, acting on single donors with incorporation of molecular oxygen, incorporation of two atoms of oxygen. The transcript has 9 exons.